Messenger RNA from Erigeron canadensis, 486 nucleotides. Its product is annotated as secreted RxLR effector protein 161-like. NCBI's taxonomy places the organism in Eukaryota, Viridiplantae, Streptophyta, Magnoliopsida, Asterales, Asteraceae. The coding region runs from base 1 to 486 and encodes 161 amino acids. The record is from RefSeq and is a predicted model, not a curated record. The transcript is spliced from 2 exons.
AUGAGGAUGAUACCUUAUGCAUCUGUAGUUGGGAGCAUUAUGUAUGCUCAAGUCUGCACUCGACCAGAUAUCGCUUACAUCGUCGGUAUGCUAGGACGUUAUUUGUCUAAUCCUGGAUUGGCACACUGGAAAGCGGCUAAAAAGGUUCUACGAUAUCUGCAAGGGACCAAAGACUACAAACUAACUUAUAGAAGGAGUGAUGACUUAGAAGUAGUAGGAUAUUCUGAUUCCGAUUUUGCUAAAAGCAAAGAGGACAAGAAAUCUACUUCUGGAUAUAUUUUCAUGUUAGCUGGCGGACCUAUCUCUUGGCGAAGUCAUAAACAGAAACUGACUGCAACGUCCACCAUGAUGGCUGAAUAUAUUGCCGUUUACAAUGCCACUUGUCAUGGGAUGUUGUUAAGGAACCUUGUCAGUGGACUUAAAAUCGUCAAUUCUAUUUCUAGACCAUUGAAGCUUUACUGGUGUACUCAACAAGAUUUGGUGUAG